Messenger RNA from Acanthosepion pharaonis, 771 nucleotides. NCBI's taxonomy places the organism in Eukaryota, Metazoa, Mollusca, Cephalopoda, Sepiida, Sepiidae. The record is from the annotation of a GenBank genome assembly.
AUGUUACCUGAUAUAGCUCAACUUUCCAUGAAUGAUCUUGCAGUCUAUAUCUAUCUCAGUCUGUUCAUAUCUAACUAUCUAUCUAUCUUUGUUCACAACUCUCUAUCUAUCAAUCUUAUCUGUCUAUAUUUAUCUCUCUUGCUCUGUUUACAUCUAUCUAUCAUUGUUUGUGCAUAUCUAUCUUUGCUCAUAUCUAUCAGUCUAUAUAUGUCAACUGAUAUCUAUUUGCCUAUUUUAUUCAUAUCUAUCUGUCUAUCUUUGGUCAUCAUCUAUUCAUCUAUCUAUCUAUCUAUCUAUCUAUCUAUCUAUCUAUCUUUGUUCAUAUCUAUGUAUCUAUCUUUGUUCUUGUCUAUCUUUGUUCAUAGUCUUUUCAUAUUUAUUAAUCUAUCUUUGUACAUAUCUAUCUCUCUAUCAGUCCAUUUUUGUUCAUAUCUAUGUCAUUGUCUCUUCAUAUCUAUUUACUUAUCUGUCUUUGUUCAUAUCUAUGUACCUUUGUCUGUUCAAAGCUAUCUAUCUUUGUCUGUUCCUAUCUUUCUAUUAAUGUAUCUUUUUUCUUAUUUAUCUAUCUUUGUUCAUAUCUAUCUUUGUCUUUUCAUAUCUAUCUAUCCUUGUGUAAUGUUCAUAUCUAUCUUUCUCAGUCUGUUUAUAUUUAUCGAUCUAUCUCAGAUUGUUCCUAUCUAUCUAUCUAUCUAUCUAUCUAUCUAUCUAUCUAUCUAUCAUAGUCUAUCUAUCUUAGUCUGUUCAUAUCUAUCUAUCUAUCUAUCUAUCUGA